GCAGCCAAUCAGAACCCAGCACACCCCAAUCAUCUCUAAAUACCUCCCCACCAUUCAAAUUUAAAUGAAAAGCCUGAGGAUUGUGCCUCCAUUCCCCUGUGGGAGAUGUGAGCCGGAGCCCGGGAAGGGAGGGAUGCCCAGCCUGUAGCCGUAUUCCUGCCUUUCCUGCCGGAGCAGCGGGGGGAUUAGGGGCAGCAGCCGGUGCUGCAUAUGAGACAGGGAUCCUAUUUGCACAGAUUAGGAUUAAGGCUGUAGCCACACAAUGCCCACUGACUUUGCCCCCUGCCUGGGCUCAUUCUGCCUCCUGCUGCUGCUGUGAGGGGCACAACUGGAAAGAAAACUGCCCCCCUCUCUGUCUCUGGGGACCCCACUCUAAUAGGAGCAAGUGCCCUACUGACUCCCCCCGGCAAGGAAUGGACCAACCCCUGAGUACCAGGUAAGGAGAUGACCUGGCUGGGGGUUGUGGGGGCAGUAUGGUGAGGAGACGGAACCUUCUGACCACCCUGCUGAUCGUUCUGCCAUGGGCGCUCCUCUUCACUCUGUGGCACCAGCACCCAACUACCCGAUACCUCACCCUCCUGAGAAAAGACACAGGUGACAACGCCACGGCCAAACCUCUGUUCCACAAUGUGACCCCGGCUAAGGAGGACGACCCCCACUGUGGCCACCAACAUGCCACCCGUCAGACCCCCGUCGUCGUCCGGACCUAUGUUUACUCUCGUCCCCCCCCCUGGGCUGAGGAUAUCCCCACCAUCUACGUCAUCACUCCCACCUACACCCGCCCCGUCCAGAAGGCCGAGUUGGUCCGACUGGCCAACACUUUCCUUCACGUCGUCAAUUUGCACUGGAUCGUGGUGGAGGAUUCGCCGCGGAAGACCAAGCUGGUGGCCAAUUUGCUGGAGAAGGCCGGGAUCAACUUCACCCACCUGAAUGUAGAAAGCCCGCGGAGCUUGAAAAUCGGCCUAUCCCGGACGCCUUCUCAUAGUCCCCGGGGGACCACUCAGAGGAAUUUGGGUUUGCGCUGGCUCAGAGACAAUAUCAAUGCUUCCAACCCACCUGAAGGGGUCGUCUACUUUGCUGAUGAUGAUAAUACUUACAGCCUGGAACUGUUUGAGGAGAUGCGCUACACGCGAACAGUGUCCGUUUGGCCGGUGGCAUUUGUAGGAGGACUGAGGUUCGAGUCUCCGAGGGUCAGUCCAUCAGGCAGAGUGGUCGGCUGGAAGACUGUUUUUGACCCAAACCGGCCCUUUGCCAUCGACAUGGCCGGAUUCGCCAUCAGCCUGCGGCUUAUUCUAGAAAGACCCCACGCUAAUUUCCGGCUGGAAGGAAUAAAGGGUGGAUAUCAGGAGACCAGCUUGCUGAAAGACCUGGUCACCAUGGAUGGACUUGAGGCCAAAGCAGCCAACUGCACUAAGGUCUUGGUUUGGCACACGAGGGCUGAGCGUCCUACUCUGGUCAACGAAGGGAAACGGGGAUUCACCGACCCCAACAUAGAAGUGUAGCGACUUGUGCCAACUUUCCCUUUAUUUGCAUCAAUAUGAAGGCGUAAGGAUGAAGCCAACCCCUCGAUCCGUGACGUGGCCUUUCCACUGUUUGCUCCGUCCCCCCCUGGAGGCGCUUCCUUGUACAGUCACAAACAUGGCCGCCUCCACUCGUAUCUGACAAUAAUCUGGACAGAACUGAGGACAAUGUUGCUGCUAAAAAUGAAAAAAGGAGAAAAAAAAGAACAAAAAAAAAAAAAAGAUUUUUAUUUGACGUGUUGCUCGGAUGAACAAUACGCCGGCGGAAUGUCGGCCAUAUGGGGCCGUGUAACUAAGCCAAUUAAAAUGUUCCCGAUGCCUGAA
Molecule: messenger RNA, 1844 nt
Organism: Xenopus tropicalis (tropical clawed frog)
Lineage: Eukaryota; Metazoa; Chordata; Amphibia; Anura; Pipidae
Gene: b3gat1l
Product: beta-1,3-glucuronyltransferase 1 like
Exons: 6
Coding region: 474-1502 (342 amino acids)
Cellular component (GO): membrane; Golgi membrane; endomembrane system
Molecular function (GO): galactosylgalactosylxylosylprotein 3-beta-glucuronosyltransferase activity
Source: RefSeq, a predicted model, not a curated record